UCAUGUAUUUUGUUCACGCCUUUCACACCGAUAGCUAGCUACACAUACCCCCUCGUCUAAAAUGUAUAAGCAGUGCAACCUGACCUUGUGCGCAACCCUUGUGAUUAUUACUGUUGCAGUAUUGGCCGAGACAGAGACAAAAAAGAAAGCAAAUGAGAACUCGCGAAAUGUGACCUGCAAAGGGAAGCCUAUGAACAUGGCUCCUCUUAUGGUUGGGCACAAGGAAUGUCACGAAAAAAUCUUUAACAAAGCCCCCUUGAACCCCAGAGAGCUCGACGACGAGGCACGCAAGGAACUGGAGAAACAAUGGGCAGAGAACGAAAUGUGUUACAAUGUGUGCAUUUGGAAAAAGCACGAAAUUAUCAAUGCUGAUGGAAGUUAUGACGAGGAUGGAACUGAUAAACUAGUGAAAGCAGUCUUCUCCAUUGAAGUUCAAGCCGAUCUGAAGAAAUCAAUUGAUGAAUGUGCAUCUGAGAACAGCAAGUCGUUCAGCAUGGAUAAUAAAUGCGAAGGAUAUAAAGGCUUCCUUGAUUGCAAAAUGGCCAACUACUUUCAGAUUUGUGAAAUUGACCCUAAAGGCCAACCAGGAAUGUAACCACGGAUCACAUUUGACAUUGGAAUAUCAUCGUCAUCUUUUAUAUAACAUGUAAUGCAAAACUGACUGACAUUUUUUUUGCGGAAAUGAGAAAAAUUAAUAAAUAUUCACAAUAAAUACGUAUGUAUAGAGAAAAUUGUGUUGAACGUACGAGAUUUUAUAUAAAUUGAAAUUGUGUCUUGUUUUAAA
This is a messenger RNA of Folsomia candida, 784 nucleotides long. RefSeq lists its product as uncharacterized. Gene Ontology annotation, molecular function: odorant binding. The transcript is spliced from 6 exons. The record is from RefSeq and is a predicted model, not a curated record. The coding region runs from base 62 to 595 and encodes 177 amino acids. NCBI's taxonomy places the organism in Eukaryota, Metazoa, Arthropoda, Collembola, Entomobryomorpha, Isotomidae.